AUGCUGUACGUCUACCUUUUGGUGUUUAGUGUGUCUGGUGUAACCUGCUCAGAGCUGCUGAGCCGCCAGAGAAGGACUUGGAUUAUUGACACCUUUAGUAUUGAGGAGGGACAUCCAGGGCCAUUCCCAUAUGUGUUGGGCAAGAUUAAUAUCGAGCGGAGGUACCGUGUUUAUUUUGAACUCUAUGGCGAAGGAGUGGAUGAGGAGCCAAAGGGAGUCCUUUCCAUCGAUAGAGCAACUGGCACUGUGUCUGUCCACAAGGCUGUGGACUAUGAGGAGAUGAAAGUCCUCAAGCUGAGAUUCGAGGCCAAAAGGACUGAUUUAUCACUGGACACAAAAUUAGGGGUUGAAAUCAGCAUAUUAGAUAUCAAUGACAACCCGCCCAGCUUCCAGAGAGAUCUGUAUGAAAUCAGCAUUGGAGAGGAAAGGGCACAAGGAUCAUAUCUUCUGUCUGUGCUAGCCCAUGACCGAGACAAGGCAGGGACACCAAACUCAACCUUCCACUAUGAAAUCAAAUCCAUGUCCCCGAACCCACCAGAUGCUGAAUUCUUCAUUAAUGACCUUGGGGUGAUCUCAUUCAAGGGCUGUCUGGAUUACGAGGUGGGUGAAACAUAUACAGUGGUGGUGGAGGCCAAAGACCAUGGGGAAGUGGUAAGCCUGUCGAGCUCAACCACCAUUCUCAUCCACGUCCAGGAUGGAAACAACCACCUCCCGUCGAUCAGCGGGCAGACAGGCACUGACAAAGUGAGAGAGGGGGAGGCCGGCUUUUCUCUCGUCCGGCUGCACGUCACAGAUGGAGACUCCCCCAACACUGCGGCGUGGAGAGCCAAAUACUUCAUCCAUGGUGACGAGGGAGGGCACUUCAAGAUAGAGACUGACCCAGAAACCAAUGAUGGAAUCCUGACAGUAGUAAAACCUCUGGACUUUGAGGAAGGAGCAGAGAGGGAGCUGUCCAUCUCGGUGGAGAAUGAGGUGCCGUAUUUCUCCUGUAAGGUGAAGGAGAAAACCUCCUCAGGUCUGUGGACGGUCGACACCAGUGGAGGUGAAGCUGAUUCAGUUCAGCCUCAGUUUGUGAAUCUCAUCAUUCAAGUCGAGGACACGAAUGACCCGCCGGUGUUCAAAGUGACUGUCAAAGAGGCCAAGCUGGAGGAGAAUGCACCCAUUGGAACCUGGGUCGAGACAGUGACCGCCGUUGAUCCAGACACUGCCCUUAAUACAUCUUUCGUCUAUAUGAUUGGAGAUGAUCCUGAUGGCUGGGUGACAGUGGAUCCUGAGACCGGCCGUAUCACUACAGUCAAGCCACCAGACAGAGAAUCUCCUAAUGUGGUUAACGGGGUUUACACCGUCAUCGUGCAUGCUGUAGACAAUGGUGAGCCACCUAUGACAGGCACAGCCACAAUGCUGAUUCAUGUGAAGGACCAGAAUGACAACGUGCCACAGCUGACAGUGGAUCACGUGGAUAUGUGUGUGUCUGAAGGCGCCUCCACUACCAGCAUCACAGCCUUUGACCCCGACGAUGAGCCCUUCACGGGGCCUUUCAGAUUUGAACUGCUGGGGGAAGCCAAAGGAAAAUGGAGACUGAAUACCUCAUAUGGUUACACAGUAGAUUUGAUGAAGGAGCCUAGCGUGUAUGCUGGCCCACACACAGUCGAGCUGAAGAUCUCUGACAUGCAAAGCCAGUUUGCCUUUUACAACCUCUCCGUGACUGUGUGCGACUGCUCUGUCACACCCAACUGCCGCAGCGACAGGGCCAUUGUCACGAAAAUGGGCUUCGGAGCUAUGGGCAUAGUGUUCGCCACGCUGUUCAUACUCCUGUUCUACGGUUUAAUUUUGACCCUUGUUUUCCAGAAACUGUCCUCUCUCCAGGCCACAGACGAGGAACUGGGAGACUAUCAGCCUCACCUCUAUGCAGAUGAGGGGGACUCUGACACCGUCUCAGAACUGGAGCACAUCUCCAUUCCUGAUGAGAAUUUGAACCCAAGUGCUUUGCAGGAUCUGGGACCCAAGUUCAACCAGCUGGCUUUGGUGUGCAAACCACAGCAAAUACAAAACUGA
This is a messenger RNA of Myripristis murdjan (pinecone soldierfish), 2055 nucleotides long. RefSeq names its product cadherin 27 (gene cdh27). The transcript is spliced from 12 exons. Gene Ontology annotation, molecular function: cadherin binding; calcium ion binding; beta-catenin binding. Gene Ontology annotation, cellular component: plasma membrane; adherens junction; catenin complex. The record is from RefSeq and is a predicted model, not a curated record. NCBI's taxonomy places the organism in Eukaryota, Metazoa, Chordata, Actinopteri, Holocentriformes, Holocentridae. Gene Ontology annotation, biological process: cell-cell adhesion mediated by cadherin; cell-cell junction assembly; adherens junction organization. Bases 1 to 2055 code for a protein of 684 amino acids.